CCUGGAAUCGGAGUGUUGACUCCUGGCCACACUGACAUGCGCACCAGUGUCAGUGCAAGGACAGAGAGAGUGAAAACGGAAACGGAGUGGUGUAUUUUGGCGGAGAGCUGCUAUAAUCGUCCGGAAUGCGCUGCGGUUCGCUCCGGUAGUUGAGUCGGUUUGUGAGUGCAGGCUCGCUGUCCGUUCCGGUGUGUGAUGGCGUUCAUCAGGAAAAAGGAGCGCUGUAAAGAGAGGUUUUCACUGCUGUUAUUAGACCUGGAGGAAUAUUAUUUUGAACAGCACACUGCAUAUAGGGUGGCUGCACUCCCAAACAGAAAUACUCGAGGCUCCCUAAAGGUCUGUUCCAAAUCAGUCAUUUUUGAGCCAGAUGAGACAACUGAACCUAUUUUGAAGAUCCCACUGAAAGACUGCAGGCGGAUAGAAGCAGUGGAGGAGAAUGAAUCCAACCCGUUUAAAGAAACCAAGCCAGCAUGUAUACUUAUGGAAACCAAGCAGGUUUAUCUGAUUAAAGAGGGGAAUGUUGUUGCUCCAUACAAAUAUGAAAGGGGAGAAAGAAGUGUCGUAUUCCAGCUGGAGAUACCCACAAAAACAGAUGAUGUUGUCCAGACGUUGCUGCAGUUACACCGAGCAUCUUGUCUGGACAAGCUGGGAGAUCAGACAGCCAUGAUUGCUGCUAACUUGCAAUCCAGGUUGGCGAGAACAUCUUUCGAUAUGAACAGCUUUCAGAGUGUGUCUGAACAGCCACAUAUGGAGUGUAAGGCCGAGAUGGUGACCCCUCUGGUGACUAACCCUGGCCACAUCUGCAUCACAGAUCACAACCUGUACUUCCAGCCCCUUAAUGGUUACCCUGAUUCAGUGGUGCACAUUGGACUCCACAGCGUCCGGCGCAUCUACAAAAGAAGACAUGGCCUGAGACCACUGGGGCUGGAGGUGUUUUGUACAGAGAAUGAUCUGUGUUCCGAUAUCUACCUAAAGUUCUACAAUACUGAAGACAGGGAUGAACUUUACUACUACAUUGGCACAUUCCUAGAGAACCACAUAGCGGAGCACACAGCAGAGAGUUACAUGUUGCAGUGGCAGAGAGGGCACAUCUCCAACUACCAGUACUUGCUGCACCUUAACAACCUGGCAGACCGCAGUGUUAACGACCUUUCACAGUAUCCUGUGUUUCCUUGGGUCCUCAGUGACUACACGAGCCCACAACUGGAUUUGCUGAACUCUGCCUCUUUUCGGGACCUCAGUAAACCUGUGGGAGCUUUAAACAAAGAGAGACUGGAAAGGCUACUGGAGCGUUACAAGGACAUGCCUGAACCUUGUUUCAUGUACGGUAGUCAUUACUCCUCUCCUGGAUACGUCCUCUUCUACCUCGUGAGAGUGGCUCCAGAGCACAUGCUGUGUUUGCAGAACGGCCGUUAUGACCAUGCAGACCGAAUGUUCAACAGUAUUGGUGAUACCUGGAAGAACUGCUUAGAGGGAGGCACUGACUUUAAAGAGUUGAUUCCUGAGUUCUAUGGCACAGACUGCAGUUUUCUGAAGAACAUGCUGGGUUUAAAUCUGGGUCGGAGGCAAUGCGGUGGGCGAGUAGAUGAUGUGGAGCUGCCUCCCUGGGCCACAGAUGUGGAAGAUUUUCUGCAGAAGAUGCGCUCUGCAUUGGAGAGUCAGUAUGUGUCUGAGCACUUGCACGAGUGGAUCAAUUUGAUCUUUGGUUACAAACAGAGAGGGAGUGAAGCUAUUGCAGCCCACAAUGUUUUUCAUCCAUUAACAUAUGAGGGUGGCAUCGACUGUGACAGUAUCGAGGACCCAGAUCAGAAGAUAGCGAUGCUGACACAGAUUCUGGAGUUUGGUCAGACUCCCCGACAGCUUUUCACCAAACCUCAUCCUCAACGCAUCACACCUCGAUUCCACAACGUCUCAGCAGGGACGAGCCUCAGCACGUCGUCCACUGACCUCUCGCCAGGUUUCAGUUCUCCCAGUAUGGAAUCGUUUGAGGAUCUGACGGAGGAAAGUAAGACACUUGCCUGGAGCAACAUGAACAAACUCACACUGCAGUCCAGUCACAAGAUACACAAAGAGCCAGUGACAGGAAUUGCAGUGACCCUAAAUGGUGCAUCAGUUUUCACAACAUCUCAAGACUCUACCUUAAAAAUGUUUUCUAAAGAAAGCAGUGCACUACAGAGGAGUGUGUCCUUUUCCAACAUGGCAUUGUCCUCUUGUGUGAUAUUGCCUGAGGAUAAAACUGUGGUUUGUUCUUCAUGGGAUAAUAAUGUCUACUUUUAUUCGAUAGCAUACGGCAGGAGACAGGACACACUCAUGGGUCAUGAUGAUGCUGUGAGUCAGGUUUGCUGGAGAGAAGACCAGCUUUAUACGGCAUCAUGGGACUCCACUAUAAAGGUAUGGAAGUGUGUAGCUGCAGAAAUUUCCAAUAAUAAGAGGUCACAGUUUUUGCUGUUGGCUGAGUUGGAGCAUGAGGCCGGGGUUAACACUAUAGCUCUAAGCCCUGCUGGCACACUCUUGGCAUCAGGCACAAAAGAGGGCACCCUCAGUGUUUGGGAUCUCGCCAGCUUCUCCCUCCUGCAUCAGCUCACCUGUCAUUCUGGAAAGAUCCACCAAGUGGCCUUUAGUCCUGACAGUCACAACAUCCUGAGUAUGGGUGAGGAUUUAUAUUUGAAGGUUACAGACGUACAGACGGGCACGUUACUCUCGACAGUUUUUACAGAGGAAGAACAGAGGUGUUUUUGUUGGGACGGCAGCAUUGUGUUGUCUGGAGGUCAGUCAGGGAACCUGCUCAUCUGGGAUGUUCUUUCUAGCAAGAUCACACACAGGAUUCCUGCUCACUCUGGUCCUGUCUCUUGCAUUUGGAUGAAUGAGCAGUGCAGCACCAUCAUUACAGGAGGGGAAGAUAAACAGAUCAUGUUCUGGAAACCCCAGUAUUAGGACAUGGACACACACACACGGUCACACGUACACAUAUGGACACACUCACACGUGCGCAUGAGCGCGCACACACACUUUCCCACAACUAAAUGUGCUGGACACAAGUAUUCAGUUUUCACCCACCUACUUUAUAGACCUGUGAGCAUAAAUAUGGUCCUGAGCAGGUACUACAAUUCAAUCCGAAUGCCGUUACACAAACUGAAUCAGAAAUAAAGUUCAUUUUACUGAAGCUCUUAUUACAGUGAAAGCUUGUUUGAUAUUUAAAGUUUACCAUACUGUUGAUGCUUUUUUUUUUUUUAAUUGUUUUACAUUGUUUUAUCACUUUCAUUUUUAUUAGGAAGGAAUAUAAUGCCAUGUUCAUAAACGAGUGCACUAUAGAAUAGGGGGUUGUAUAUCUCAGAUUGUAUACCUCAUUUACAUGGAGAAAUAUAAAUAUUAAUUGUCCAUAAGCUGUUUAAUGGAGGACAAUUCUUUUGCGUAUCUUGUUAUAAACUCGACCCAUUCCCAAAAUUCCAGUCUCACACUUUGUCUUGAUGGCUCCAGAGGAUACUGAAGGUACAACAACUGCAUGUUUUGUUUUGUUUUUUCUUUGUUCAUCUCAUUUAAACUAAAAGGAUGAUCGGACUUGGGUUAUAUUUAUGCUCACAAUAAAUACACGUUGCAAAAGCUGUGUACAACAUUUAUCUUCAAACAGCGGGAUUUUUCUUAUGUAAUGAACAUGGACAGAAUUUAAAUAUGAAGAAACUCUAGAGAAAAUAAAUUGCAAUAUGUGCAUAUGAUUUAUAUAAUUAAUCUGUUAAAAAUGCCAUCCUGUAAAGAAAAAUAAAUUUCAGAACACUUUUUACACAUCGUAGAACAUGUAUCAGUACGCACACUCCCAAAUAACUGUAAGUGUGCCAAUAUCAAUUGUUCAGUGUUCAUGUUGUGCACUUUAGUGUUUGCGUUACUGCAAGUUAUUAUUAUAAAACAUUGCUGUAGGGAGAGUCAUAAAAACUGGCCGUGGAGCUGUAACGGAUUAAAUCAUGUUUAAAUUUAUUCCAAUCUGAUGUCAUUUUAAUUAUGUUCAGUCAUGUACAUCAUUAUGACCUUUUUAUUGUUCCUCUUAAUGCAGAUGAAGUAAUUGCUCAGACUGCAGUAAAAAAUGAGGUUCGUUUUGCACGUCACAUGUUUUUGGGUUUCCAUAUGGUAUUUUACAGACUACUUCUUUCAUGACAUUUUAUGCGGUUUUUGACCCGUCCACCCAGAUGCAAGCAGAAAACUAUGCCUCUGUAUACUCGUAUUUAUUAUAUAUGUUACUGAUAUCAAGCCAUUUAGAGUAAUACACCAUUUUCAGCAAUAGUUAUGCAACCAUGAAAAUGCCUCUUGUGCGCGUGUGUAUAUAUGUACACGUAUACAUGUACAUGCUGAUCCUCAUUUUAUACUUAUGUCUUAGUAUGAUCUUAGUUAAGAGAUUUUUGAUGGCUAGAAACGUAAAUUAAAAGCAACAGUUUACAGGCAAUACAUGUAAAAAUAAAAAUGAUCAUUAUAAGAUGUAAUAAUUAUCAUAAAAGAAGCAAGACCUUUUAUGAAAUGUUCAAUUGUGUGAACAGUAAAAAUAUACAGUUUAAGCCCUAA
Messenger RNA from Neoarius graeffei (lesser salmon catfish), 4548 nucleotides. RefSeq names its product neutral sphingomyelinase (N-SMase) activation associated factor (gene nsmaf). Gene Ontology annotation, molecular function: protein binding. The transcript is spliced from 31 exons. The record is from RefSeq and is a predicted model, not a curated record. The coding region runs from base 196 to 2934 and encodes 912 amino acids. Lineage: Eukaryota; Metazoa; Chordata; Actinopteri; Siluriformes; Ariidae.